UCGGUUCAUCUUGCCUACUUCAUUAUGUUGGCAAGAACCACUCCAGAGCUCCUUAACUUCUGCGCUCUCCACCUCUCCCGGCCCAGGCAGCACCUAGUUGAGCUCUGCACGGAGUUCUGGCAAUAUCACACCUCCUAGGGACAACCCGGAGAACUCUGGCUUUUGCUGAGCUGUGUGUCUUACCUCCUUCCUUCCAAAGGCUUCAGACCCAGGCUUUGCUCUGCUCAAGCCCUGAAUGCUCCUGGCCAGGCAUCAAACUGUCCCUCCAGCCCUAUCCAGCCCUAGAACACACCUCCAGGACCCGGAACCUGCCCUCCUGCUCAGGAUGACUCACCAUUAUUCCCAGCUCAACUGAGAAGAUGUGACAGGGAGCUGAGCCGCCUAUCUGUGUAUCUAGGAUUCCUGUAGCAUCUGAUCAGCUCUUCAAGGAACCUCAGGCUCCUGCCUGGCCAGCCAAGCGAGGCUGUGUCUCCAGCUCUCAGAGGGCUCUGGGGCUCUCCUGCAGGAGCACAGCCUGAUGCUUCUGCGUUCCCUCGGGCCCAGUUACCAGCACCCUGAGCUCCCUGCUGCAAGCAGCCGGACAGACGGCAUAGAGUAAAGCACACUUCUCAGCCCCAAUUAUGACAGUGGCUACCGGAGACCCAGUGGAUGAGGCUGCUGCCCUCCCUGGGCACCCACAGGACACCUAUGACCCAGAGGCAGACCACGAGUGCUGUGAGAGAGUAGUGAUCAACAUCUCAGGCCUGAGGUUUGAGACUCAGCUAAAGACCUUAGCCCAGUUUCCAGAGACCCUCUUAGGGGACCCCAAGAAGCGGAUGAGGUACUUCGACCCCCUCCGAAAUGAGUACUUUUUUGAUCGCAACCGCCCUAGCUUCGAUGCCAUCUUGUACUACUACCAGUCUGGGGGCAGGUUGAGGCGUCCUGUGAAUGUGCCCUUAGAUAUCUUCUCUGAAGAAAUCCGGUUUUAUGAGCUAGGAGAAGAAGCAAUGGAGAUGUUCCGGGAGGACGAAGGCUACAUCAAGGAAGAAGAACGUCCUCUGCCCGAAAAUGAGUUUCAGAGACAGGUGUGGCUUCUCUUUGAAUAUCCUGAGAGUUCAGGGCCUGCCAGGAUUAUAGCCAUUGUAUCUGUCAUGGUCAUUCUGAUCUCCAUUGUCAGCUUCUGUCUGGAAACCUUGCCCAUCUUCCGGGAUGAGAAUGAGGACAUGCAUGGUGGUGGGGUGACCUUCCACACCUACUCCAACAGCACCAUCGGGUACCAGCAGUCCACCUCUUUCACCGACCCUUUCUUCAUCGUAGAGACUCUCUGCAUCAUCUGGUUCUCCUUUGAGUUUCUGGUGAGAUUCUUUGCCUGCCCCAGCAAAGCUGGCUUCUUCACCAACAUCAUGAACAUCAUUGACAUUGUGGCUAUCAUACCUUACUUUAUCACCCUGGGGACGGAGUUGGCUGAGAAGCCGGAGGACGCCCAGCAAGGCCAGCAGGCCAUGUCACUGGCCAUUCUCCGUGUCAUCCGGUUGGUAAGAGUCUUUAGGAUUUUCAAGUUGUCCAGACAUUCCAAAGGUCUGCAGAUUCUAGGUCAAACCCUCAAAGCCAGCAUGAGGGAACUGGGCCUUCUGAUAUUCUUCCUCUUCAUCGGGGUCAUCCUCUUCUCUAGUGCUGUCUAUUUUGCAGAAGCUGACGAGCGAGAGUCCCAGUUUCCCAGCAUCCCGGAUGCUUUCUGGUGGGCAGUCGUCUCCAUGACAACUGUAGGCUAUGGUGACAUGGUUCCAACUACCAUUGGGGGAAAGAUAGUGGGUUCCCUGUGUGCAAUUGCAGGUGUGUUAACCAUUGCCUUACCAGUCCCUGUCAUAGUGUCUAACUUCAACUACUUCUACCACCGGGAGACAGAGGGAGAGGAGCAGGCCCAGUACUUGCAAGUGACAAGCUGUCCAAAGAUCCCGUCCUCCCCUGACCUAAAGAAAAGUAGAAGUGCCUCUACCAUAAGUAAGUCAGAUUACAUGGAGAUCCAGGAGGGAGUGAACAAUAGUAAUGAGGACUUUAGAGAGGAGAACUUAAAAACAGCCAACUGCACAUUGGCUAACACAAACUAUGUGAAUAUUACCAAAAUGUUAACUGAUGUCUGAGGAAGCCUAUUAAUGUACUCACAGCUCAGCAGGACGAAUGCAGAUGUUGCAUAAUAGCCUGCAUUGUAGUCAGUGUCCUACAGUGUGCAUCUGGUUCUGCAUGGAAAGCAAUAGUCGUGCAAGUGACUUUUGACCUUUUGAUUUUCGAUUUAGAACACAGAAUAUUUAUCAAUGGCUUUUAUGAAAUCUUCAUCACUGACGUACAGGUUUCCAAAGAUGGGAGUCACCUAUGGAGCUAGCAUCUCAUUGGCACAGUGCCGCCCCCUCAUAGCCAGCACACAAUCCGUCCUAUCAACACCAUCCUAACACCCAAACUAAAGGCAAACACACCUGGCAGGUGCCUUCUCCCUGCCACACCCUACCACCCCACUUCAGCCCACCCACCCCUGCACAGAGGAGCACUACCUUGGCUUAGUUUGAAAGUUCUGGUGACUACUCCAAAGGUCAUUCCCAUUUUUGCCUUGAAAAGAACACACAGUCCUAUGUGUUGGAAUUACUUUGUGUGUCACAGGCUGGGGUUUGUAGAUUGCAGUUGCCAACUAGAUGCUCCGGAGGCUUAUGUUUUGUAAUGGAGAUGCAGCAUUCUGCUUUUUCUCUGCAGUGUUGGCGUGGGGGAAGCCCAGGGGGUGGGGGAGGGACGGUUAAUAUGACCAAAUAUGAGUUGUCAAGUUUUAUAUUUGUUCCCUUAGGCCUAUGGGGAGAAGCUACCGAAUUCGGGGACUUCUCAGCUUCAGAUACCAUUUUCGCAAGCUUCAGGGUCACAGAACAUGUUCGAUUUCUUCCCUUACUCUGGAGUUUGCAGACAUCUGCUUUCCCGAUGGUGUAGCCCUGCUCCACUCCAGUGCAGUGGAGUGUACCAGUCAUGCAAUAGAGCUGCAUGGGUGUUCACUGCAUGAAUCUCAAUAUUUAAAACACAGAAGAUAACCUAUCUUCCUAGUAGCCUAUACAGUAUUCAUAUGUAGAGUAUUAAUAGCCUUGGGAUGGUAUUGACCUAUGCUUUUUUUCCCAUCAGAAGGCAAAAGCCCUCCAUCAGGGAAAAGAAAAUAGACUAUUUGGAAUGGGGAACCAAAACUUCCGGCUGGCCUUCCAGCCCACCCAUCUCUGUUCUUUCAAUGGGAGCAAAGACUCUGCCACACCAGGAGAAUGAACAGAAAAGUCAGAGUCUAAACACUCACGUGACUGAAAAGUAGGUAAUUAAUCCAGUCAUGGGUAUGACUACAAAGUUUACCAGGACAUUGAUCCUGAGGACAGGCAGAUCUAUGGGUUCAAUGUACAUAAAUAUAUAUCAGCUAUCUAUCUUUCUCUCUCAUGUGUUCCUCUAGUAAGCUAUAGAAAAUUGCAUUUGAACAUUGUAUAAGCUUAUGCAAUAUUUUGACACAGGGCAAUUUAUGCAUGUGUUUGACUAUGUGCACUAGAAUAUAUAUAUACAAGUGUGUGUAUAUGUACAUUAUACACACACACAUAAACACACAUAUAUAUAUUCAUUCUCUGGAGUGCAGAUUCAGGAGCAAAUCCAUUGCUUGGUGGGUUGGUUGUAUAAGAAGCCCUAUGGGUACGUUAAAACCCACUGAACCUGGGUUUGCUGUCAUUGGCUCAGACACACUCCAGUGUUCAUGGAUUCCUAGACAUUAGAAUUGUCUUUCUGCCCUCCAUGUGCUGCAGCUUCAGUUUCCCAUGGCUGAAGCUUGUCUUACUGAGUGCAGUGCACAAGGGUCCUAUAGCCCUCACAGCUCCAGCUAUCCUGGGUCAGGCCCACCCCAGGCCUCCUCUCUACAAUUCAUCCCAUUAAUCAUUUCCAUUAUUAUCCUCUCCCCCAUUUGAUUCUCUCUCAUUUGCCUCUGCAUCCAUCAUUUUCAUGAACCUGUCCCUAGGAUGGAUCCUCUGCUUUGAAACCAAGGAAUAAAACUCCUUGGGAGCAGAUUCUGCUGAUCUGGACUUAAAGGAAGCCUCCUAUUGGUGGAAAUUUCCAAAUUCUGGAACCAAGGGAUGGAUUCCCUACACAGCCCAAAGCAUCAUUUUCAUUACUAAACUCAGACUCUCUCCCUAGCACACUGGUAGUAAGAGCUGCCCUUUAAAAAAUAAGAGUUGUCCCACCUCAAAGAGACGUGCUUGACUUUGAUGACUCCCCAUGGGAAAGCCUUACCCUCUCUGAGGAAUGGAUGGGGGUGAAGGGGGAAGGUAAAGGGAGCAGGAGGAAGGGAGAAAGUAGGAGCUGAGAUUGGUAUGUAAAAUUUCAAUUAAAUAAUAAUAAUAAAGGAAUUACCCCCACCCCCAAGAACAGGUAAAGAAUAAAUGAACACUGUAGAGCCUCAAUGUAGAGAAUGUAUUGGCCUUAGAAAGUGGGGGACAGCUUGUGCCUCUUCAUGCUACUUUUCUUUGUCUUUUGACACAGUGGCUUAAAUUCCCCAAACACAACAAAUCAUAAUCAGACUGUUCAGAAUUGAUUCCAGCCCAGUCAUCACUGUUCACUAGUUGGUACCUACAGUUGUCUUAGGAGAGGGGGGGCACCAGCCCAGGGUGCUAGUCCAGGGUGCUCAUUAGUUCCUGGUCACCCACAUCCCCAGAGGAUCCCACGCCAGACACAAAGCCUCCGUGCUUCUCUUCUUCUCCUUUGUGGGAGGUGGUGCUGAACUUCAUAACGUGGGGUGGGAGGGACAUACUGGAGGGUAGAAAGUUAAAGCAACCCAUACAGAAGUCUAGGUAAGGGGAAGUUACCUAUUCACAAAAUCCUUGGCCUGGCAACCAUAAAAUGUGCACACGCAUGCAUCAUAAAAUAAACGAUACGUCAUUGUCACACAAAAAUAUAAAAUAUGCAACAUAUACGCAAAAUACCCAUAGGCCAAAAUAAUAUAAACAGUAUACAAAUAAGAGAUCUACAAAACAAACACAUCGCCUAAACGUAGAAUGUGCAUACCAACAGAGAAUAUCUGCAAGAAAUAUAUUUAGCCUGUGUGCAAACACACAGCAUACAACUCAUAUGCAAAAUACACAAAUCCAACUGGGGGGACAAUGGAUAUACAUCAAAAUGCAUAAAUGAUGUUUUGUCAUUGUUUCUUCAUACGAGCUCAGCAGGUAUACGUAAUGCACAGAGUUAUACUAGAUACACACAAAAAGCAGUACCCAUGCCCAACAAUACACACAAAAUUUAGACAUUGAAUCACUAAUCAUGUGUACACUUCCACAUCUAAAAUGUGAUGGACAAAGGCAAGGGAUCAGAUUUAAUUGCUUUUCCUUGCCUAUAUCAAUAACCCUCAACAUUCUCCAAGGAGCCUCUUCUUUGACAUCCAGCCUCAUUCUUGAGACAGGACUCCUGAGGUUUCAAGCAGAAAGAUGGGCCACUACAUCAAGCACUGAAAUCUCCUGGGUUGGCUACCAUUCACCUUCUUUCAAACAGCACUCAGAGUGUAGGGUGUGUGGAAUGACCUGCAAGAACUAGCAACCUAAUAUGGGCUUCCAUGAUGUUCCUUUUCUUUCAGAGAAAAUCCACACAGAUGACUCAGUCUCCCCUCCAAGUAGCCACAAUCUCUGGGUUUAUCCCUAUUCUCUUGAAACAGUGAUGGCUCAAGAAACUAUAGGGUUCUGGACCCUAAGCCUGGUUGAAAUGCCCCAACAUUCUUUGAGCCAAAAGAUCUUAUUACCCAGCCUUCCAAAGUACCUCUUUGUCUGGAGCCACGUCAGAAACUUGAUCCUCUAUAUGGACUUAGCUCCUAAAAUGAGACACCUUUUCUUGCUCAUGGCAUUUCACUCACUCUUGGGCACAAAUCCAAUAAAUCAACUCUUGAUCGCCA
Molecule: messenger RNA, 5908 nt
Organism: Arvicola amphibius (Eurasian water vole)
Lineage: Eukaryota; Metazoa; Chordata; Mammalia; Rodentia; Cricetidae
Gene: Kcna2
Product: potassium voltage-gated channel subfamily A member 2
Exons: 3
Coding region: 621-2120 (499 amino acids)
Biological process (GO): potassium ion transmembrane transport; protein homooligomerization
Cellular component (GO): dendrite; voltage-gated potassium channel complex; membrane
Molecular function (GO): protein binding; delayed rectifier potassium channel activity
Source: RefSeq, a predicted model, not a curated record